Molecule: messenger RNA, 851 nt
Organism: Eriocheir sinensis (Chinese mitten crab)
Lineage: Eukaryota; Metazoa; Arthropoda; Malacostraca; Decapoda; Varunidae
Product: anti-lipopolysaccharide factor-like
Exons: 3
Coding region: 59-421 (120 amino acids)
Source: RefSeq, a predicted model, not a curated record
AUAAGCAACAGCAGCGUCAAGCUCCUCACACAGACACACACCACGUCAAACCACCAGUAUGGCACGCCUGUCGCUGUUCCUUCUCGUUGUGGCUGUUGCCGUGUUUACUCCAAACAUUCCACAGUGUGAAGCUGGCUGGCUGGACCGGAUUAUUGGUACAGCAGUUGAUUCUGUUGCUGAAUUCGGAACCACUAAUAUAGUGGACCAAAUCUGCAACACCCGUGUGAUGCCCACCAUAAAGAAGUUUGAACUGUACUUCAGGGGGAGAGUGUGGUGCCCAGGCUGGACAACAAUCCAGGGGGAGUCUCUGACUCGCAGCAGGACCAGGGUGGUGAACAAAGCUGUGGAAGACUUCGCCAGGAAGGCUGUCGCUGCAGGCCUCAUGACGCAGGAGGAUGCUAACCCUUUGCUGAAUGCCUGAUCAUGGAGCAGGACGCCACACCUCUGGGGCACAUGGCUAUCCUGACCUGAUGUGUCCUUCAUCUGCCAUCACUCAACCUCUCCCUCAGGCGACAUUGUAGAGCAGGAUUUCUUAACCUUUUCUAGCAUCUGAACCCUUGUACUAUAUUAAGGUAUAUCAAGCCGCCCUCCACCCCUUCAAGUAAGGCUUUAGUAGUUCAGCACACCCGAUGAUUUUGUUAAAAGACUACCUUUACUACAUCAUCAUGAAGUAAAAGAAGUUGUUUGGCCAGUACUUUGUUGAUUUCAUAAUAAAAGAAAUAAAAAAGGCACUCGUAUUAAAAUCCAAACACAAAAGCCGAUGAUAUAUUGUCUGCAUGGUCCACAAAGUUGUUUUUCCUGAAGUGACGUCUGGGGUGUAGUCUAACUGCCCUAAUAUAUAAUGCUAUUUC